GCUAAAGAUGAUGUUCAAGUGGAUCAUUGUGUUUGUGUUUGUGACUGUGAGUGUUGCAUCUGAUCCAGAAGAGGAAAGCUCUGACCCAGAUGUUUUCGAGGGUGACAUGAUCCUGUCACCWGAACAAAGGGCGGCGGCGAUGAGCGGUGGUGAUGUAGACGCACCUGUUGGUCGAGGAGCUAUCAAAAACAAGCGAUGGCCUGGAGGGGUUGUUGUUUAUCAAAUCGAUGGUGCACUAGCACGGAAUUCAAGAGCAAUGAAUGCCAUUAGAAGUGGAAUGAACGAAUGGACAUCGAAAACUUGUAUUCGAUUCAAGCAGAGAACAAACGAAAGAGGCUACGCUUAUUUCAAGAUAGGAUCGGGAUGUUCAUCGCACGUAGGAAGAAYGGGAURKCGACAGGACAUCAAUCUUGCUAGUGGCUGUUGGCACACAGGAAUUGUGGCCCAUGAAAUUGGUCACGCCCUUGGCUUCUACCACGAACAAUCGCGUCCUGACCGAGACCAAUACGUCACCAUCCACUGGGAAAACAUCAUCGGAAACGCUAAGUUUAAUUUCAACAAGUACAACAGGAACACCAUYGAUUCACUUGGUACUCCUUACGAUUAUGACUCCGUCAUGCACUAUGGCUCAAGGGCGUUCAGUAGAAACGGUAGACCAACCAUCUCUCCUAGAAGGGGAGGGGUUUCAAUUGGACAGCGACGAGGUCUCAGUAGAAUUGACGCGCAGCAAAUGAAUCUGCUAUACAGAGGGGUGUGCAGUGGUGGUGGUGGUGGUGGUGGUAGUGUAGUGGGCCCGCCCCAGCCUCCUCCGCCAUCGUGCAAUGAUAAAAACCCCCUGUGUGGUGUAAUGGGAUUCCUGUGCUUCCUACCCAACAUCCAAAACGAUUGUAGAAAGACAUGCAAUAAAUGUUAGACCAGUCAAGGUUCAGAUUUUCUGCAUCGUUACAAUAAAUAAACACAAUAACCAAA
This is a messenger RNA of Exaiptasia diaphana, 969 nucleotides long. RefSeq names its product zinc metalloproteinase nas-15. Gene Ontology annotation, biological process: proteolysis. Lineage: Eukaryota; Metazoa; Cnidaria; Anthozoa; Actiniaria; Aiptasiidae. The record is from RefSeq and is a predicted model, not a curated record. Gene Ontology annotation, molecular function: zinc ion binding; metalloendopeptidase activity. Bases 8 to 913 code for a protein of 301 amino acids. The transcript has 9 exons.